AUGUCGGCACCUAACGUUGGUCCCCAGGCACCGAGUAGCGCUCAUGAUCUGGAGAGCCAGCACUCUUCUGAGAGAAGUCCGCUGUCGAACUUUGGUUUCUUGAAAAACCUCGGUCUCGACAAGAAGCAAACAAAAGAUGGAGCAGCCCCCAAACGACGUGGGCCCAAGCCCGACAGCAAACCUGCUUUGACCCGCAGACAGGAAUUGAACAGACAAGCUCAGAGAACACAUCGAGAACGCAAGGAGAUGUACAUCAAGGCUCUCGAACACGAAGUACUUCGCCUCAAGGAACUCUAUGGAUCGAGCGUCUCCGAUCGUGACGCCGUUGUCAAUGAGAACAAGCGUCUCAAGGAACUUCUCUUGGCCCAUGGCAUCCCACUUGACAGUCUGCAAUCGCUCCCAGCGAUGCGCGGCAUGCCUGCCUCUUACAACGGCAGCUCCAGCGGCAGCAUCUCCGGUAGCUACCGUCAAGACUCGAGUACUGCUGGCUUCAGUCCUCCUCCUCUUCGCUCCCACGAUUCUCAGCCAAUGGCUAGCGCAAGUCAAUUGCCCGCCCAACAUCUGGAUUACGACCAGAUCGGUAUUGACUUUGUUUUGACGCUCGAACGGCCCUGUAUGGAUCACAUGCAAUACCUUGUAGUCCGCUCACACAACCCUGAGGGACAGCCAAUUCACCAUCCUAUGGAGAGGCCUGACGACGCAGAGUACGAGCACAUGUGCGGCCACGCAUUGAUGGCGACGUGUCCUCCGGCGUCACACAUCAUGAACAAGCCCGGAGACCCAUACGGUCACAGAAUGCCUGAUCUCAAGGCUCCAGACCUCAUGAAGCUGUUGGACCUCAGCGCUCAGCUGCCCCUCGAGGGUGAACUCACGCCCGUCAUGGCGUGGAUGCUGCUUCUGCAGGACAGCAGAGUUCCGCAGAUGACGGCUCAGGACUUUGAGCUUGUCAAGGCUGACCUCGCUGGAAAGGUUAGAUGCUACGGCUUUGGAGCCGUGUUGGAAGAGUUCGAGGUGCGUGAUGCGCUCAGCAAUCUCUUCAUCGCAAAGGAGAACGUGUCUGUUGCCCAGGUUCCCAUGCCUCAACAGAUCGAGGUGUAUUGA
Molecule: messenger RNA, 1101 nt
Organism: Aureobasidium melanogenum CBS 110374
Lineage: Eukaryota; Fungi; Ascomycota; Dothideomycetes; Dothideales; Saccotheciaceae
Exons: 6
Coding region: 1-1101 (366 amino acids)
Cellular component (GO): RNA polymerase II transcription regulator complex
Molecular function (GO): DNA-binding transcription activator activity, RNA polymerase II-specific; transcription cis-regulatory region binding
Source: RefSeq, a predicted model, not a curated record